Scatophagus argus is the source of this 2620-nucleotide messenger RNA. It is a transcript of the gene styk1b, whose product is annotated as serine/threonine/tyrosine kinase 1b. The record is from RefSeq and is a predicted model, not a curated record. Gene Ontology annotation, cellular component: signaling receptor complex. Gene Ontology annotation, biological process: multicellular organism development; protein phosphorylation; cell surface receptor protein tyrosine kinase signaling pathway. The transcript has 10 exons. Bases 658 to 2013 code for a protein of 451 amino acids. Lineage: Eukaryota; Metazoa; Chordata; Actinopteri; Scatophagidae. Gene Ontology annotation, molecular function: transmembrane receptor protein tyrosine kinase activity; ATP binding.
AUGUGUGCUUACUCAUCUAUGUUAAAUGCAUGUACCUUGAAUGAAAUGCAGUUUGGUAUUGUUGACUAAAUACUCUAAAGACUGCAAAGCCUGUCAUACCAGUUCCAGUGCAAUGAAGGCUAAACCUGCUCAACAAAAGGACUAAAAAUGACAAAGAGCAGCAGGACCAGUUUUCCUAAACAAAGAGCAGAAAGGCAGGACCACAUGUAGGUGACAUACGUUGACUUCAGAGAAGAAGCUCAUUACAGAAUGCAGUAGAGCAAACUCCAAGAGAGGCAGGAGACUGGAUCGCCAUAAACCUGAUACCAGUGUGAUACAUCACCUCUUAAACUGAGGAGGAGACAGACGGGAAGGAGGAAGAAGGAAGAGGUGAAUAGGAGAGAAGAAGGAUGAGGUGUAGGUAGGAGGGUGGAGUUAAGAAAACACAGAGCGUGGACAAACAGAGAGCAGCGCCUUGAUCCCUUGAGCCUGACAAAUCACUUGAGAGAAACAAUCAAAACAAUGAAGAUCUGAAAAGCAAAGCUGAACCCGGACUCUAAAUUCGGCUGGGAGGAUGUGUGGAAAGUGACUGUGUGAUGAACAAAAACAUGAGCCUGGAAUAACAGGAUUGAACAUUUUCUCUGAGAUAUUAGGAGGCACAACUGAAGGAGACUGAGGAUGUCUUCAUUAUCAGAAGCAGACUCCGGCUGCAAGCAUGGAGAUACUAUCUGCGAGAUCCGUGUGUACGAGCAGGAGGUGAUCAUUGUGCCCACCUUGCUGCUGGCCAGCUUCUUGGUCACUUUGGUCUUCAUUUUCCUUCUGCGUUUUUGCCCGGAGAAGGUUGACCGCAUCCGUCCACAGUCCUCAAAGCUGGCCACCAGGAGGGUGCUGCAUGGCAUUGAUGCUCCACCAGGCAUCAAUGUCCUGGAGCAUGAAAGCAUCGCUCUGGACGUACCCACUUCCUACUCCACCUUCCACCCCCCGACCACUUACCCAUCCAAAAACCUCUCCAUGUCUGUGGACUCACCUUCUUUCUCGCCUAGCCCCCCGCCACAGCCCUUCAAGCCCAGUUUCACUCCCAUUGUGCAGCCCAGGGAGCUGCCCCGUCAGAGGCUGCCUGAGUCCUUCAACCUGGUCUCCACUCUGCCCGUUGACUUCCCCCUGCGCUCCGACUCCUCCGUGUCCCUUUACAGGGCCCGUAUGGAAAACAGGAACGUGGUGCUGCGAGUCCUAAAUGACUCUGCUGAUGCCACAGAAAGACACAGCUUCCUGGGCUUUGCAUCCUUCCUGGCCCAGCUAGGACCACAUCCCUUCCUGCCAGAGCUUCUUGGUGUGGUCUCACUUAGAGCUCCACUGGUUACGGUCGUGGAAGAGCUGGAGAACAGAGACCUGCUCAGCUUCCUGUGGCGAUGCAGAAGGGAAAAUGUGGAUCCUCCAUGUGAGAUGACUGAAAGACGGAUUUUUACCAUGGCCAAGCAGGUGGCCUCGGCACUGGAGUUCCUUCACAGCAAAGAUCUUCUUCACGGAAACAUUCGUGCACACAGCGUAUUGAUCACCAAAGAGCUCACAGCCAAGCUUUGGGGUCUACAUGGGGUCUGCACAAGGACAAACCAGAAAGCCACUCAGAGAGACGAUCCCAGCAUGAAGAAAUGGCAGGCGCCAGAGUUUUUAGCCAAGAGGUCUGUCGGUCAGAGCAGCGACAUCUGGUCCUUUGGCAUCUUACUUUAUGAAAUGGCAACUUUGGGUGAAGCUCCAUUUGCAGAAAUCCCAGUUAACGAGCUUCUGCAGUUUCAUCAAAGAGGGAAAAGUCUGAAAAAGCCUCCCAACUGCUCCAACUCACUAUACUCCAUCAUCAAGGGUUGUUGCCAAUGGAAGGAUCAAGAUCGACCCACUGUGGCCGAGGUCAGCCGCAAGCUCCUCUCAGGGGAGAAAAGUGCAUCAGACAAAGUCCUCAAGGCACCGGGAACAAUGAACAUCGAACGGUACCUGCAGGAAGCAGGAUACGGAGAAACCAACAGCUACACUGUUUUCUGAUUACUGCCUGUGCCAACAAAAUAAAUUGCACUAUUCAUCCAAUGGUAUGCCAAUGGUGCACUUCAACAACAUAUUUCAGAUACCAUGAAAACUCUGUUUAUGAGAGAUUUUGGCACUGAAAUUGUUCUUUUAUUUUGUCAUAUACGUAUAUAUUCUACUUUUGGAAAUGAGAAAAACUGUCUGCUGAUUAAGUUAACUUUGGGUACUAUCCCUUUUUAUCAAUGACCUCAUUCAUGUCUGUGUGUCUCGGCAAUUUUCAAAUCAGUUAGGGAAGUACAACUGGUAAUUUUGUAGUAAUACACUACUGUGAUAUAUGUAAGAGCAUGAGAUAUGUAAAUGAGUUUCGAGACUUGUAAACUUGACCAUUGUACAGCUGCUGCAUAAUGAACCUGCAGUUGAUACUGUCAGUCUAUGAUGGUUUACAAAUCUCAUUUACAGGCUAAAGCAAAUGUGUAUGAGUAGAUUUAAUACUGCGCGUGAUUCUGUAUUAGGCAGAAUUAUGCAAAUGAAGGACACAUCAAUGUCUCUGAACAUCUGUGAGCAAGAAUGAGCUCAAACUGUUUACACAAACUCAAAUGUAGAUAAAAAAAAAACUUCUUUCCAUGUG